AUGGAUUUUUCAUUUUAUAUUAUUUUCUUUUUACUUGCAAUCAUUGGUUUUUCAUUUGGUUUCAUUUAUAUAUGUUUAGCCAAAAUUGAAAAAUUACAUCAACAACAAGACAUCACCGAUAAAGAAAAAAAUUAUAGAUUUCAAAUAUCAAAUUUAAAAUAUGAAAUUUAUAAAUUAGAAUUAGAGAAAAAAAUUAACCAAGACCAACUUUCAAUCCAAUCUCAACAACAAGCAGCCAUUGAACAAAAAAAUAAAAUUGAGAGUGAAAAAUUAAUAAACUUAUUGGGACUUCAAUCAAAUGAAAUUAAUCAAUUAAGAAGUUUAUUAAACCAACAAUCAUUUAGAAGUUAUGAUUGUAAUCAAAAUAAUUUAGUCCAAGAAAGAAAUUCACUCCAAGCUAAAUUGGAUUUUCAAAUUGGCAAAUCAGUUCAAAUGGAAGAACAAUUAUUAGAAAAAGAUCGUUUGGUAAAUUGUCAAAACGAUCAUAUCCAAAAACUUGAAAUAAUCCUUGCAUCCAACGAACAAGUAUUAUCUCAACUCUCAUUUGAAAAUAAAAAAUUAUUGGAGAGAUUAAAUAAUAAAGAUGGUCAAGAAGAAUCAAUUAAAGUCAAGGUUCUAGAAAGUGAACAUUUAGAAAAAGAAAGGGAUAACGAAUGUACAAUAUGUUAUUCCCAAAUGAAGACAAUAGAUGUCUCAUUCUUAGGUUGCGGUCAUAAAUAUUGUUUUGAAUGUAUAUUAAAAUGGUCCAAACAUUGCAAUAUUUGCCCAGAAUGCAAAGAAAGAUUCAAUAUUAUAAAUAGGGGAAAUAAUGUUGAAGGGGUACCAAAUAAUGUAUAUGUUGGUUGGAAGGACCAAGACCAUGAACCAUAUGAUGAUGAAGAAGAUUUAGAAGAUGUUAAAUUAUAUCUUGGUUCCUAUUAG
Molecule: messenger RNA, 921 nt
Organism: Dictyostelium purpureum
Lineage: Eukaryota; Evosea; Eumycetozoa; Dictyosteliales; Dictyosteliaceae
Exons: 2
Coding region: 1-921 (306 amino acids)
Source: RefSeq, a predicted model, not a curated record